GAGCACUCCGAAGAUGCUUUGCCUUUGACUGUCAUCGGGAGAAGAGAAAUCCAUAUUCUACCCAAAAGCGGGACACGGGAUGCGAUUAAAGCCCUCGAUUUCUGAUCUCAAUCUGGAGCCGUAGCAGAGGGAAGAGAGGAGAGCCAGAAGACCAGGCGCGGCGAGGAGGGUGGGCGAUCGUUCGCCGUGCUUUGGGUUUCUCGGAUCCGCUUUUGAUGGUCAUCGCGGUCGAUCGGAGCGGCGGGCCUGCAUGUCGUGAGCAUUUUGGUUCUCUGCUGGAGAAUUCGUAGAGCGGAGCAAUAGGUCGGGGGUUCUUCUCGCUUCCGGUUGGAUUUCGAAGGACGAAAUUGGUUUAUAUGCGUUUGUUUGGUAGAUGUUAUCUUAUUGUGAGAAAGGUGCUUAGGGUACGUUGUAAUUGGAUCCAGCUCUGUUUCUGUUGCAAAUAGAUGGCUUCAGUGAACAUGGUGCCCUCGUCAGGGUUGAAAAACACCAGUGGCACUAGUCUUGGUAUGGACAAAUUGCCACAAGAGAUGAGUGAUAUGAAGAUAAGGGAUGAUAAGGAAGUGGAAGCAACAGUGAUUAAUGGGAAAGGGACAGAAGCAGGUCAUAUAAUUGUUACUACUAUCAAUGGGAAAAAUGGUCAGCCAAAGCAGACUGUAAGCUACAUGGCUGAGCGUGCUGUAGGUCAUGGAUCAUUUGGGGUUGUUUUUCAGGCCAAAUGUCUAGAGACAGGUGAAUCUGUAGCUAUAAAAAAGGUUCUUCAAGAUAAGAGGUACAAGAACCGUGAGCUACAAACCAUGCGCCUUCUUGACCAUCCAAAUGUUAUCUAUUUGAAGCAUUGCUUCUUUUCAACAACUGAGAAGGAUGAGCUGUAUCUUAAUCUGGUACUUGAAUAUGUACCAGAGACAGUUCAUCGUGUUAUUAAACACUACAACAAGAUGAACCAACGUAUGCCGCUAAUAUAUGUGAAGCUGUACAUGUACCAGAUAUGUAGAGCACUGGCAUACAUCCAUGGCUGCAUUGGGGUGUGCCACCGUGACAUUAAGCCCCAAAAUCUUCUGGUCAAUCCACAUACUCAUCAAUUGAAAAUAUGCGACUUUGGGAGUGCAAAAGUGUUGGUAAAAGGGGAACCAAAUAUAUCAUACAUAUGUUCCAGGUACUAUAGAGCUCCUGAGCUUAUUUUUGGGGCAAUCGAAUAUACGACAGCAAUUGAUAUCUGGUCUGCGGGUUGUGUUCUUGCUGAACUACUUCUUGGGCAGCCUCUUUUUCCUGGCGAAAGUGGAGUUGACCAGCUGGUCGAAAUAAUUAAGGUUUUAGGUACGCCCACAAGAGAAGAAAUUAAAUGCAUGAACCCAAAUUAUACCGAGUUCAAAUUUCCACAAAUUAAAGGUCAUCCUUGGCACAAGAUCUUUCACAAGCGAAUGCCUCCAGAGGCUGUUGAUCUGGUAUCUAGGCUUUUGCAGUACUCUCCAAACCUUCGAUGCACUGCUGUGAGUACAGAAUGCCUUUAUCUGAAUCGACAAUUGUGGCAUGUUUAUCUGAUCCACUUUUCCUUUCGUUUGAUACAGUUAGAAGCACUAAUUCAUCCAUUCUUUGAUGAGCUUCGAGAUCCAACUACUCGCUUACCAAAUGGCCGUUUUCUGCCCCCUCUUUUCAAUUUUAAGCCUUACGAGUUGAAAGGAGUACCAUCGGAGAUUGUCGUGAAGUUGAUACCUGAGCAUGCUAGAAAGCAAUGUGCCUUCUUAGGAUUAUAAGGUUGGUUCUACAUUCCUUAUAUAGUAAAGAGGUGUACUUCCAAUGAGACUAGUGAGCUGAUGGAGCUUGUGAUCUACCGGUAUGGUGAGAUUGAUCGGUAAGUUGGAGCAUGUGACGUAAAAAAACCUCGUAGUCUCCCCUCUUUGCAGAUUAAGGAGUGGUCGGCCUGUCUCCGAAAGACCUCAAUGGUUCUGUACUAACGACGCUUCUUCUGACAGAUUGUAACAUAAAUAUUGCUAUGUUUUAGCUUGUGAAUUAUGGACCAAAAUUGCUCUUCCCGA
Molecule: messenger RNA, 2036 nt
Organism: Musa acuminata subsp. malaccensis (wild Malaysian banana)
Lineage: Eukaryota; Viridiplantae; Streptophyta; Magnoliopsida; Zingiberales; Musaceae
Product: shaggy-related protein kinase alpha
Biological process (GO): protein phosphorylation; signal transduction
Cellular component (GO): cytoplasm
Molecular function (GO): protein serine/threonine kinase activity; ATP binding
Source: RefSeq, a predicted model, not a curated record